AUGAUUACUCUACUCAAAAAGGGCAAGGGCUACUUUAAAAAGAAGAAUUUAACAGGAAAGACACCUAAUCUUCCUAAGCAAAGCGCUUCCUCAGAGACAUGCUCUACCUAUGAUACACCGCCUUCUUCUCCAGAAGCUUAUUCUAAACCGCAUACGCCGUCUUCCUCUUCAGAAGCAUGUUCAGUGCCUCCCACAUCGCCUACUUCUCCAAAAAUUUAUUCCAAGCCGCAUACACCGUCUUCCUCUUCGGUACCUCAUACAUCGUCUACUUCUCCAGAAACUUAUUCGAAGCCGCAUACACCGUCUUCUUCAGAAACGCAUUCAGCAGAGCUCGAAACAAGACUGAGCCCCGAAGAAGUGAAUAAUGCCACUCAAGCACGAAACACGGAUGUACCCGACGCACCAUCUUCCAUUUCAGAAACACACUCGGCGCCCGUCACGCCCUCGUCCUCUUCAGAAACACGCACGCUAGAUACUUCUCCUGAAAGUCCUCACGCUCGUAAAGAAAACCAAAAUGACAACUUGCCAAGGCAGUUAGAUCCUAAUAGGAGCAUUUCCGGCUUGGAACCCCUUGAAAUAGAAGAAGUUUCAAGAAAAUUAAUUAAAAAAUACAAGGGUUGGAGCAAAGAAGCAAAGAAGAGGCGACAUACCCGUUUACCAGAACACAAAGCACUGUAUGAAAGAAAGCUAAAUAGAUAUAUAAUACAAUUAAGAGAUGAAGAGCUUCGUCGUGAAAACGUUCCUGUUAAUAGGGAGACUGUCGUAGCAAAUUUAGACACGUUUGUCGUAUUUUUGGAAAGACUGAACACCCUGAAUGAACGAACUGCUGCAAACAUCAGCAAGUUAUUCUAUGAACUUUUUAAUGGUGAAAACAACGUUCUUUUUGGAGAAGCAAUGUUUGCUAGCAAUCGAACUAAAAAGAAGCAGGCCAUAGAGGAACACAUUAUCAAAAAAAGAUACGAAGAAAGCAACCCUCCAAAAUAA
This is a messenger RNA of Rhizopus microsporus ATCC 52813, 984 nucleotides long. RefSeq lists its product as uncharacterized. The coding region runs from base 1 to 984 and encodes 327 amino acids. The transcript has 2 exons. NCBI's taxonomy places the organism in Eukaryota, Fungi, Mucoromycota, Mucoromycetes, Mucorales, Rhizopodaceae. The record is from RefSeq and is a predicted model, not a curated record.